AUGUCUUCACGUGCGAUUCGAAAGCUGCAAAAGCUUCGUGAGCAAGAGCAACAACAGUCAGAGCUUCAACAUGAGUCAAGCGAAGAUGAAGCCCCGCGCCCCGCAAAGCCGAAAUUCAACGCGUUCGAUUUGUUGAACAUGGGCGAUGAUGACGAUAACGAUAACGAAGACGAAGACGAAGACGAAGGCGUGGAAGGAGGCAUCGAGCAUUCACAACAGGAACCCGCCGUACAGCCUUCAGAGCCCGAGCCUGCGCCAAAGUCCAAAAGUUCGAACAAGAAAAAGAAGAAGAAGAAGGCCUCAAAAACCUCUGCGUCGGCCAGAAGCUCUCCUACAAAGCCCAAUGAAGAACUGGAUGACUUCGAUGAGGCUUUGAAGAAGCUAUCGGUGGGUGGGAAGAGAGGUGCUAGUGCAGGUCAGACAACCUAUUCCGUAUUUCCACAGGAGGCUUCUUCGUUCCCGAAGACGACAAACGAAGUGCUUGGUAUUGAGCCCCGAUACCUUAAUGCGAACAACGAAAUGCGCCGCCUAUUUGGAAACGUUGUCCUCGAAAACUUUGAUCAGCCAGCCGAUGCUGGAGCUGGCCGCCGCCGAGAUCGCAAUCGACAGAUGAUCGACCUUGCGCAAGCUCUGACGGGAAGAUACAGCCCAGCGAGUAGAGGUUUGAGCCUAGGCGGUGUCACACAGCGCAAGAACGUUCUGAUGCAAGGCAAGGACGAAUGGCCACGUGCACCUAGUGGAGGGCUGGGUAUGGAAACCGAAGGAAGCUACUCCACGGGCGAAACUCUGUACAAGCUCGUCCACAACACCACCUACCAAGAUGUGCAGAGACAAUUCGAGCUCUGUGUUGAAUCGAUGGAUCCACAGAGAAUGAUCGGUCAUCUCCAGUACAAUCCCUACCACAUCUCUACCCUUCUCCAGGUUUCAGAGAUCGCCAAACACCAAGGUGAUCAUGCCGUAUCUGCCGAUCUAAUGGAACGAGCUCUCUUUAACAUUGGCCGCUCGGUCCACUCCUCGUUUGCCAAACGUCUCAAGGGUGGUGAAGCCAGAUUGGACUUCAUUCAUGCCGAGAACCGAGAGCUCUGGCUGGUCGGCUGGCGAUACAUUUCCAACCUUGGCAUGAAGGGAACUUGGCGAACUGCGUACGAAUGGUCUAAGUUGUUGCUUAGUCUUGAUGAUAGCGAUCCUUAUUGCAUGAAACUACUUAUCGAUCAUCUUGCACUUCGGGGCCGAGAAUACGCUCAAUUCGUCGAAAUGUGUACUCAGACACGCUUCAGUCGAGACUGGGAGGAUCUCCCCAACAUCCAGUGCUCUUUGGUCAUGGCAUAUCUGCGUCUGAACAAGCCCAAGGAGUGCCGGGAGCAACUUCAGCGCGCCAUGUCCCGCUACCCGUGGGUGUUCAGCAGACUGGCUCAAGAGCUUGACCUCCAGCAUGUCCCGCAGGCUAUCUGGGGCAAGAUGCCUCCUACAGGCUCCCACGAACUACUUAUGGAACUCUAUAUUGCCCGCGCUAAAGACCUCUGGAACACUCCCGAGGCAGUCGCACUCAUCAUGGAAGUCGCUGACUCUAUCUCCGGCGAGGCUGAGCCUAUUGAGCCACCAGAGAUCACAUUGGACAUUGCCCGUCAUGUGGUGCUAUCCGACCUGCCUAAGGUGAUGACCCAUCUUCCCAACUACUUUGUGGCUGGUCGUAUCUCAUCUUCCGAUCCCCUUCCACCGCAUGAUUCCGAAGCCCACCGGCAGCAAUCUGAGCCGGCACCCGUGUAUGUGGCUCCUACCGGCGCUGGUGGCGGUGGUGGAGAAAAUUGGCUUGAUGAUCUUCUGGGUCAGCUCAACAAUCCCAAUCCCGACCCAGACGAUAUCCAGGAUGGCCCGAGAAUCUUUGGACGCUGGCGCGGUGGAGAUGAAAAUGAAGACCAAAAUGAAGACCAAAACGAAGGUGCAAACGCGCCUGAUGAUGACCCUUAUGAAAUUCCAUCAUCGCGUGCUCCGAUUGGAGAUCGAGCAGCCCUUCAAGGGUGGCUUUCGCGAGAAGGACUGCAGAGCCUUCGGAUUUUCUUGUCCCAAUAUGGUGUUGACCGAGGUAACUGGAGCGAAACAGUGUUAAACUUUGCUCCCUUGAACAAUUAUGUGGAAGCCUUGGACAGUCUUCCACCGCCUGAGCGGCAACGAGUGUUGGAAGGCACCAUCAAGGACUCUCUGGGCGAUCUCGCUGUGAGCGUGCUAGUGGACGAACUUGAGGGAGAUGAGGAAUAA
This is a messenger RNA of Penicillium brevicompactum, 2256 nucleotides long. RefSeq names its product transcriptional repressor TCF25 family protein. The record is from RefSeq and is a predicted model, not a curated record. Lineage: Eukaryota; Fungi; Ascomycota; Eurotiomycetes; Eurotiales; Aspergillaceae. Gene Ontology annotation, biological process: rescue of stalled cytosolic ribosome; ribosome-associated ubiquitin-dependent protein catabolic process. The transcript has a single exon. Gene Ontology annotation, cellular component: RQC complex. Bases 1 to 2256 code for a protein of 751 amino acids.